Messenger RNA from Adineta steineri, 1404 nucleotides. The record is from the annotation of a GenBank genome assembly. Lineage: Eukaryota; Metazoa; Rotifera; Eurotatoria; Adinetida; Adinetidae.
AUGGCAAAAAUUAUUCUUGGUCAGAUGAAGACUCGUAUAUGUUCAGCGCUUGUCGCUUCCAAAAUCUUAAAAUCAUUAACACGUUAUGCACCGGAUCAUGAUUCAAAAGAUCAAUUAUGCUCAGAAGCGGACAUUUUCGAAUCAUAUGCCAUCGAGUUCGUCCGUUGCUCUUAUUCGUACAAUAAACAAAAAGCGUGUGAAUUGAUUAUGAGACGAGUAGAUGUCUAUAAAGGUGUUACAUGCCUUCAAAUGGCUAUGGCUGCAGAUACAAAGAAAUUCUUAUAUGAAGAUGCAUGUCAAGCUCUGCUAACUAAUAUAUGGUUUGAUAAGGGACCCGCAUUGAAACGUCCAGAACGACGAUUGGAGAAAUAUGGUAUUGAUUACUCGGACGACUAUGGCAAGGACGAAUCAAUAUUCCGACAUUUUAUUCACUUUCACAACACACCUGUUGUCAAAUAUUCCUAUACCUGCACAACCGAUCUCUUGUUAUUUAUAUUCAUUAUUGUUGUUGUUAUUUUUGGCUAUGGAGUAACAUCACGAUCCAUGACAGCCUAUCGCACUUUUGAUUUUGAUGGACGACAAUUUUUUCACAACGUAGUCUAUCCAGUUUAUUACUUUGUCUUAGGUAGUUUCGAUAAUGAACUUUCACAAUUAGAUGCCACACCGGAUGCUAGCACCAGUAUAGCCACUCAUAUCAUGUUUGCAUUUCAUAUGCUCUUUGUUAAUAUACUACUACUUAACUUGCUUAUUGCCUUAUUCAGUAACACAAUAAACGAUGUUCAAACACACGCAAAUCACGUUUGGGCUUAUGAUCGUUGUGCCCUUAUCCGUGAUUAUUAUAAUCGACCAGCACUAUUUCCUCCAUUGACAUUUCUUGUUUCAAUAUACCAGUUUUGUGACUGGUGGUGGCCACGGUGCAGAACACAGGAACAAAAAUUGUCAUGUUUCAAAAUGAUCCCAAAGGAUCCUGAUCUUGAUAACGAAUGGUCAGUAUUCGAACGAUUCUCAACGAAUGAUUACAUUCGACAGUUGCUCGAUGCACAAGCAAGUGCAGCUGCAAAUACAAUGGACAAAGAAAACGCAUCUGAUCAAUUAACGACUACGACUGAUAGUUCGAAGUGGCUUAGAUCCGAUAUGAAUCAAUUGAGAGACGAAUUCACAACUUCACGGAUCGAUACUACUAUUCAAUUAUCAUCGAUGGAUUCUACUGUUUCUUUUCUAGAUAAUCGAGUCGAACAAAUCGACAAUAGUGUCAAAAAUUUGACGAUACAAAUGGUGAAAUUUCAAGAUUCACUCAAUUGGAUCAUGACAGCCAUGGCACGUGUCAAAAUGGAUAAAGAUCCUCCAUUAUUCCAACAAGCUCUGCGUAAGCUUAUUAUGCACUUAUGGCCUAAAAGAAACUAA